Oncorhynchus kisutch (coho salmon) is the source of this 6847-nucleotide messenger RNA. RefSeq names its product mitogen-activated protein kinase kinase kinase 11-like. Gene Ontology annotation, cellular component: centrosome. The record is from RefSeq and is a predicted model, not a curated record. Gene Ontology annotation, biological process: microtubule-based process; positive regulation of apoptotic process; protein phosphorylation. The transcript is spliced from 10 exons. The coding region runs from base 1158 to 4328 and encodes 1056 amino acids. Gene Ontology annotation, molecular function: protein binding; ATP binding; JUN kinase kinase kinase activity. Lineage: Eukaryota; Metazoa; Chordata; Actinopteri; Salmoniformes; Salmonidae.
AGAGUGGUUCGAGAACGGGACGAGGGAAGACUGCUUAAGGAAGAGGGGACAUGAUAACAAAUAUUAAUGCAUUAAUUAUGACAUUGAUAAUAACGACGAGCUUGCCAGGGUUUGGCACUAAAGUAUCGUUACGCACAAUACAGGAUUUGUUUUUGGUGUGCGUUUCUCUUUUAGAAAACGUAGACUUCUAAGCAGGUUUGUACAACUCUUCCUGUUGCGAACUAGGUGGAUAUCAAGUUCUUAUUGAAAAUACAUACGUGUACAAUUGAGACAUUGUAUGUCACCACCGGGUAAGACAGCAAAUAUGGAUACAGUUGCGCAAACAGGUGCGGGAUUUGUUGACAGAACGCAUAGAAGUUUUGGCCAGGCACCGUUAUUCGUGCUCAUGGUUUAGGGCGAGUUGGUAAGCUUUGCAACUUGUCGUAAAGCACGGGGUUCUCAGGACUAAAUGCGCCUUUCCUGCUAUUCUUCUCCUCUUCUCAGCGCUUCCUGCUUAUGGUGGCCACCGCACUUCAUGGCUAAAAAUGCAGAACUCAAAAUGGACAGCUAAACGGAGUUGAACUCUUCCGUUGGGUUAUUAUUGUCCAAUGAUCUGGAUAUUCUACAACCACCUGAUGCUCAUUUUGGUAUGAUGUGAUCCAUCCUGUGUUCUACACGGUCGUGGUUUUGCUAUAGUUGAAUAAGUUCACCUUUAUUUCAUAUCUCAAGAAGCAGCACCUAAUCAUUGGUCAAUAUGUGACAAUUUGUGCUAUAGUAAUAGAGUAAUUAAGUGAGCUAUGUGCUCAAACCAUGCAUUGAGAAACCACACCACAUCAGUCUAGUAGAAAUUUGUUUUAUGGAGACAAUUCUGCCUUUUUACACAUUGGCACACUUGGUAGGACUGGUCACAUCCAUGGCCUCUGUUUGAUUGUUGCCAGCUCUAAUGGAAACAUAUGCAGUCCAUGUCAGGUUGCAUGAGAUACAUUUUUUAUCCUGUUGUCUUUGAACACGGUUGUGUUCCUGUUGGCCAGGCCUUUGAACAAAUUUCAUUGGUCCCUGAUGAGCCAACUAGACACAGACGAACAGGAGAGAGGCACAAUAAAGUACAUUAUUGUACUUUCUUUUCAAAACCAUACAGAAUCAAACCCAGGGUCUGAACAUCUGCUCGUUGUGGCUCCAUGGAGCCGCUGAAGAACAUUUUUACCCGCGGCCCACUGUCGAACUGGAAAGGUCUGGAACAAUCACAAAAAGGGACCUUCACCAAUCCCGUGUGGACGGCUUUAUUCGACUAUGAGGCGUCCGGUAAAGACGAGCUCACCCUCCACAAAGGUGACCUGGUGGAAGUCCUGUCACUGGACUCUGAGAUAUCCGGUGACGAGGGCUGGUGGGCGGGCAAGGUCAACAACAAAGUGGGAAUCUUUCCCUCGAACUAUGUCUCCUUCAAGCCUCCUUCAUAUGGGAAACUGCAGGGCAAUGGAGUCGGCGUGGUUGGGGAGCUUGGGCCAGCCGUAGUGGGGGUGGGGGAGUUCGAACCCGAGGCUGUGGAUUUCAGGGAACUGAGCCUCGAGGAGGUCAUUGGGGUCGGCGGCUUCGGCAAGGUGUAUCGCGGUACGUGGAGAGGUGGGCUGGAGGUGGCCGUGAAGGCGGCCCGCCAGGACCCAGACGAAGACAUCAGCGUGACGGCCCAGAACGUGCGUCAGGAGGCCCGGCUGUUUGCCAUGCUCACUCACCCCAACAUCAUCGCCCUCAAAGGGGUUUGCUUACAGGAACCCAACUUGUGCCUCAUCAUGGAGUACGCAUCUGGUGGCCCGCUGAGCCGAGCGCUGGCUGGGCGCCGCAUCCCGCCGCACGUCUUGGUCAACUGGGCAGUACAGAUUGCUAGAGGGAUGCUCUACCUGCACACAGAGGCCAUCGUUCCUGUCAUCCACCGUGACCUCAAGUCUAACAACAUCCUCCUGGCCCAGCCUAUGGAGAAUGAUUGUAUGGAAGGGAUAACUCUGAAGAUCACAGACUUCGGCCUGGCACGGGAGUGGCACAAGACCACCAAGAUGAGCACUGCGGGCACCUACGCCUGGAUGGCACCGGAGGUCAUCAAGUCCUCAACCUUUUCCAAGGGCAGUGACGUCUGGAGCUAUGGUGUUCUAUUGUGGGAGUUGCUGACAGGGGAGGUUCCCUACAGAGGGAUAGAUGGUCUGGCAGUGGCCUACGGGGUGGCAGUUAACAAACUCACCCUCCCCAUCCCCUCCACCUGCCCAGAACCCUUUGCCCAGCUCAUGGCAGAGUGCUGGGAUCAGGACCCACACCUUAGGCCCAACUUUGCCUCCAUCUUGGUUCAGCUAACUGCUCUUGAGAGGCAGGUGGUGGAGGAGAUGCCUCAGGACUCCUUUCAUUCCCUACAGGAGGACUGGAAACUGGAGAUCCAGGACAUGUUUGAUGAGCUCCGAGCCAAGGAGAAGGAGCUGCGUUGUCGCGAGGAGGAGCUGAAGCGCGCGGCGGUGGAGCAGAAGUCUCACGAGGAGUUCCUGAGGCAGAGGGAGCAGCAGCUGGCCCAGUGGGAACAGGAUGUGUUUGAGAGGGAGCUCAGUCUCCUCAUCCUGCACAUGAACAACCAGGAGAAGCCCAACGUCAAGAAGAGGAAGGGAACCUUCAAGAAGCACAAGUUGAAGGGCAGUAAGAACGGAGAGAAGAUCAGCAUGCCACAAGACUUUAUCCAUAAGAUCACUGUCCAGGCGUCUCCGGGGCUGGAGAAGAGACGCAACUCUCCCGAUCUGGGCACCGGCACCUCUCCCUCUUUCGGCCCACGCUUCCGAGCAAUCCAACUCAGCCCUAGUGAGAACAGCAGGGCAUUUGGUCUGAGCUCCAUGUGGCCCCUAGAGGCCCCUCCACACAACAAGCAGGCCAACGGGGACCGGCUGGGGCCCCACUGGAGGCCCCAGAGCCCUAAGAGCCCCAAAGUCCUGCGCCUCAGCCCACAGGAGAGCAGUCUUUCAAUGAGAGCCAAGCUUCUGGACAUGGACAGCAAUGAGAACGGAGAAUCCAAGGAUGACUUUGAGGAGUACAGACCCUCCACCCCUGUCCAAAACGGCUCCUCGGUGAAAGAGCCCCCAAGGCCUACUCUACCUCAGGGGGACUCUGGCAUCGAGGAGGGGGUCUCCCCGGCCGGCUCCCCCAGGCCUGAGCACCGCUCCCUGGGAGGCUUGCUGAGGAGCACCCACCGGGCCCUCCUGGGCGGCGGCUCCCUCCUGGCCUCUGUGGCCCUGGGACGACACCUGGACGUGCCUCACAUCCCUCCCAGGGUUCCCCCCCGGACUAAUCCCCCGCCCCUGGACCACCACCACCUUCUGCAGGAGGUCCCCAUCACGGCCCUCAAAAUCCCCUCCUCGGACCCCCCGGUGGUGGAUGACCUUAUCUCCUUCUCCAACUUGGAGCACCUCCCCCGGCCCCUCUUUGACUUCCCCUGCGCCCUGCACGCCCCCGGGGUGAAUCCCCUGCCCCUCACUCCACCUCCGCCUCACCGCCGGGAGAGGGCCUGCCACAGGCACGCCCAGACCCCUCAGAGCCCCCGGAGCCCCCAUUACCAGGUCCAGAGGCAGGCUAGCCCAGCAGACUGGGCCCCGUCCCACCACCACACCAAUGGGGAGGCAGGCUGUGACGCCUGGGGCCAGGGGUCAGACAGGAGGAGGAGGUCCAGCCAAGGCCUGCUUUCUGCCUCUCAACUAGGCCUGGACCUCCCCAUGUGCCAGGACAGUCUGGAGUCAGAAGACAAUCCCUUGUCGGUCCCCUUCUCCCUUUUCCCUGACCCUCGCCUCUGGAGCCCCAAAACACGUCGCCUGGAGGUCAACGUCAUCCCCCGCCCGCGCCCCUCCCCCAUCCGACCCCGCAUCGACCCCUGGAGCUUCGUCUCUGCUGGGGGCGGUGGCGGAGUGUUCGGUGGUGCCCGCAGCCCUCGACGGUCAGAUAGCCACCCAUUGGGGUACCAGCCCUCGCCCACCAACCCCUUCACGAACUGUGACCCCUUCCCCUCCCCGGACUGCGACCCAUUCUCCCUGAGAGCCGACCCAUUGUCAGGCAUUACGACCGACACGCCCUCGCCCUUUGACCCCUUCUCGCCACCGUUCCCCACCUCCCGCUCGGCGCCCUGCUCCACCAACGGGUCCCCAACCCUGCCCACGUUCCGGGUGGCGCCACUGAACCCGGCUGACUCGCCGCUUAUCGACCUGGGCUGGGCGGCGGUGUGUGGAGUCGGGGUCAAGCCCCUGGAGGUCACCAAAGAGAAGACGCGACCUGGGAGGACUCUGGGACUCAAGCCCUUCAAGUCCCCCACGCAACCCAGAGACGAUCGCUUCUAAACUUAACCUCCAACCCUGACCUUGCCUUUCUCAUAGCACAGAGUUUAUAGAAGUGUUUUUUUUUAAGGAAUGCGGCCCCCAGCCCCCUAAAUGGACAGGUACAGGUUGUGUAUAUCCUGUGUUAGGAAUGAGGAGGAUUUGGAGUCCUAUUCAAAACAAAAAUGCACAUGACACUCAUGCAUGUCCCCCUUUAGGGGAAUUGUGGGAAAUGGGGUGUCCAAACAGUGGAGUGGUUUCGUGUUGCCUUAGAAACCAACAAGGAAGCUAAGCCUGCCCGCCAUCUAGCUCCGUGACAAUGGUUUGUGGGAGUGGAUUUCUGUGCACAACAAACCAACGUCUGAUGCCCAUUUCAUUCCAGAGGAUUUCUCUCUCACAUCUAUUUUGAAGAGUCCGAUCGGUGAGCUUCUCCAGACUCAAUCAGACGUCCCUCUAUCGCUUCCACUCGUGUCUCUCACUACUUUUUGAAGUGUGUGGAUAAUACGAAGCUGGAAACAGCAGCUUGCUUUAUCUGUGGCUCUGAAAGCAUUCAGGGCCUUGGACAUUUAGAGUGCAAUUUGCUUUAUAAAGCAUUUGAAAAGGUUUCUGGUCUUGAGUGGUGAACCUACUUCAGAGCCUAUUUUCUAUGAUUUGGCUUAAAGGUGCAAAGGACUAGGAGCUAAGUGAAGCUAGGUGCAAGAUAUGACGAUGAUUCUGGUCUUACCCUCGACAAACAAACAAACAAAUUCUCAAGCGUGUUUGUCUCUCUGCAAUAAAUAACAUGUGAUGGGUCUAUGUGAGAGAGUACUCCAAGUAUGGCUACAGAGGUGCCAUAUCAUCCAAUCGAUAAUUCCUUAGAGAUCCCCUGGAUAUUAAAGCCAAACAAACCCAGGACCCAGGCAUUCAAAACAGGAAAAAGAUAACAUUCUGACCACAUUCCCAAAAUGCGACUGAUUUAUUUUGGCAGGUCAGCAGGCGACAAAGCCUGGUGAGACUAGAGGCGCCUCAAAGCACAUUCCGUUCAUGUGGCAAAGAAUGUGACUGCUUCAGCCCACAGCGUUAUACAUGUUUGCCCUUACAGUAUGGCAGAGUGGUAGGGCGCAUAACUAUAGCCCCUCCCCCAUUUGUCCAGUAUUAUCUACCAGGAUUGGUUCUGUCCAGUCCAACAAGGGAAUACUGUUAAAUCUUGAUUGGAUGAAAUCCUGGAAGUAGCAACUUAAGGAGGAUCACUGACUAUUACACUCAUUUCUUAGUGACUAAUUGGCACGUUAGAAGGGAAGCUACAGUAUAAUAGCCUGCAAACAAAUUGAUAUCGUCUCACAAGAAAACGUGCCAUUAGAAUCCAAUGGCUGUUUCGUUCUAGGGGAAGAGAGUUUACCCAAGUGGCAAGCUUUGUAAUUAGUCUUAAUGACUGUGCUGACGAACUGAGUGAUAAUAUUAAUUAGGAUUGUGAUAAGGACAGGGUUAAUUUAUUAACAUGGAGAUAUUUGCCUAAUUGAUACAUUUCCCCCAACAUAAAGUUUAGACUAAAUGAGUCGGGUUCUUAAAAGGGAUUUAAGCAGUGCUGUUCGAUAUCGCAUCCACGAUGUCCCCUUUUAAUGCGAUUCCAGAUGAUACAGAAGCCUGCCCCCUUUAGAGCAAUGCCUCAUUAUAAGGGUUUGGAGUUUUUCCUGACCAAUGGACAUGACCAGGGGAUCAGAGUUCUUCGUUCCUGAUCAGGUCGCGUUACAAAGGGCCCAGAGUACUUUGUUCCUGGUCAGGUCGCGGGACCAGGGGCACAGAGUACUUCGUUCCUGGUCAGGUCGCGUGACAAAGGGCCCAGAGUACUUCGUUCCUGGUCAGGUCGCGUGACAAAGGGCCCAGAGUACUUCGUUCCUGGUCAGGUCGCGGGACCAGGGGCACAGAGUACUUUGUUCCUGGUCAGGUCGCGGGACCAGGGGCACAGAGUACUUCGUUCCUGGUCAGGUCGUGUGACAAAGGGCCCAGAGUACUUCGUUCCUGGUCAGGUCGCGUGACAAAGGGCCCAGAGUUCUUCGUUCCUGGUCAGGUCGCGUGACAAAGGGCCCAGAGUUCUUCGUUCCUGGUCAGGUCGCGGGACCAGGGGCACAGAGUUCUUCGUUCCUGGUCAGGUCAGAUGGUCAGCAGAGACUCCUAGCCUUACCCACCACUUAUAUCCCCCUUCUCAGGUCAGGCAAACUGCUCCUCUCUUGAUCCAAAGAGAUUGGGUCUGUUUUCGCUUCACGCCAUUGACUACUGACUGGACUGCAUCUCAACCUAUAAGGUGCCUCCCCUCUCUACCUCUCCCCCUAUGUGAUGUGCACAUAACUACUUAGAGACAUAUCAUCUUUGAUCUUUGUCAUUGUUCUUAUUGAGAUUUGUUUGAGAGGCAGGUGUGGCCUGAGACUACAGUAUAUGUCAACCCCAAAUCGGUCUGUCAUCAUUUCAUAUCCGAUAUAGAACAGAAAGUGAGCAUUCAUUCCAGGCGAAGAUACAUGUACUAUGGAAUUUCAAUUGUGAUUAUUGGAAAUAAACAGCUAGCGGCG